Messenger RNA from Aspergillus mulundensis, 2610 nucleotides. RefSeq names its product GcvT family protein. The transcript has a single exon. Gene Ontology annotation, molecular function: oxidoreductase activity; protein binding. The coding region runs from base 1 to 2610 and encodes 869 amino acids. Lineage: Eukaryota; Fungi; Ascomycota; Eurotiomycetes; Eurotiales; Aspergillaceae. Gene Ontology annotation, cellular component: mitochondrion. The record is from RefSeq and is a predicted model, not a curated record.
AUGCCCCCCAACGCCCCCUCACAAUCCAUCAUCAUCAUCGGCGCCGGCAUCGUCGGCGCAAACCUCGCCGACGAACUCCUCUCGCACGGAUGGAAUCCUUCAAACAUCACAGUCAUCGAGCAAGGCCCGCUCUCGCUGCCAGGCGGCUCAACAUCGCAUGCCCCGGGCCUGGUAUUCCAAACGUCGCCGUCGAAGACAAUGACGCGGUUCGCGCAGUACACGGUGCAGAAACUGCAGGGUCUCAGCCAAGACGGACAGAGCUGCUUUAACCAGCUUGGUGGGCUGGAGGUCGCGACGACGGAGGACCGAAUGCACGAGUUGGAGAGGAAGCUCGGGUAUGCGAAGGCAUGGGGGGUUGAGGCGAGAUUAAUCAGUCCGGAGGAGUGUUUGGCGCUGCACCCGCUCUUGAGCACAGAGGGCGUCGUCCUGGGGGGUUUGCAUAUCCCGUCGGACGGCCUGGCUCUUGCGGCGCGCGCAACAGGCCUCCUGGUUGAGCGGACCAGGGCCGCGGGCGUCACGUACCUCGAGCACACGGCCGUAACGGGCAUCCUGCAAUCGGACGGUCGGGCCACGGGCGUGAGGACGAGCGCCGGCGCGCUCCAUGCAGACAUCGUGGUUUCCUGCGCGGGCUUCUGGGGCGUUGAGAUUGGAGCCAUGGCGGGCGUGGAUAUCCCGCUUCUCCCGCUGGCGCAUCAGUACGCGAAGACCACGCCCAUCGAGCAGCUCGCCAACCGCGACGUGAACGCCUGCAUCAACGCGAUGAAUGCGGAGUAUCCGAUCCUCCGCCACCAGGACCAGGACCUGUAUUACCGCGAGCACGGCGAUAGGAUCGGGAUAGGCUACUACGGACACAAGCCCAUGCCCGUCGUCGCGGGGGAUCUAGGCGCCACGCCGAAGGUCGUAAGCGAGACGAAUAUGCCGAGUCGACUGGAUUUCACGAGUGAAGACUUCGCGCCUGCGUGGAAAGAGACACAGACACUCCUCCCUGCGCUGCGCAGUGCCGAAAUCGACGACGGCUUCAACGGCAUCUUCUCGUUCACGCCGGACGGCGGACCCCUGCUCGGCGAAGCCCCCAAUCUGGACGGGUUCUUCGUCGCCGAGGCCGUCUGGGUCACGCACAGUGCGGGCGUAGCAAGAGCGCUGGCAGAGCUGCUGACGCAGGGCUGGUCGAGCGUCGACGUCUCCGAGUGCGAGCUCUCGCGGUUCGAGACCGUCCAGCUGGGCAGACCCUACGUGCAGGAAACGUCGCAGCAGAACUUCGUCGAGAUCUACGAUAUCAUCCACCCGCUGCAGCCGCGCACCUCGCCGCGGAAUCUGCGUGUGAGCCCGUUUUACGCCCGCCAGGUUGAGCUGGGCGCGUUCUUCCUCGAGGUCGGCGGGUGGGAACGCCCGUUCUGGUAUGAAGCCAACAAGGGCCUCCUCCGCUCGUUACCGGAGAGGUGGCACCCUGUGCAGCGCGAUCCCUGGUCAGCUCGGUUCUCCUCGCCCAUCUCAGCGGUUGAAGCGUGGAAGACGCGGCAUGCCGUCGCGCUGUACGACAUGUCCUCCUUCCACCGGUUUAUUGUCAACGGUCCCGGCGCCGUGCAACUCCUCCAGCACCUCACGACAUCGGAUAUGGAUGUCCGCCCCGGCACAAUCACGUACACGCUCCUCCUGACCCCGAACGCCGGCAUCCGCGCCGACAUCUUCGUCACCCGCCUCAACGCCACGACCUUCCAGAUCGGCGCCAACAGCGCCUCAGACCUCGCGUACCUGUCUCGCGCAGCCCGGCAGCAAUCCAAAUCAUCCUCAGACUGGGUAACCGUCUCCGACAUCACAGGGGGCACCUGCGCCCUGGGUCUCUGGGGCCCGCGCGCCGCAGACGUGCUGUCCACCCUGGGCAUCACAGACGAGAUCGCCAACAAAGCCCUCCCCUACAUGCACGCCAAGCCAGCCACACUGGCAUCAAUCCCCGUCCUGCUCCUCCGAAAGUCCUACGUCGGCGAGUACGGGUGGGAAAUCCAAACGUCCGCCGAGCACGGGGCCCGCCUCUUCGAGUCCGUCCUCGCCGCUGGAAAACACCACGGGAUCAUACCCGCCGGCCGCGCCGCCUUCAACGCGCUCCGCCUUGAGUGCGGAUAUCGCACGUAUGGAAUAGACAUGGGCGCCGAACAUGACCCGUACGAAGCCGGACUGGGGCAUGCGAUUUCCAAGAAUAAGGAAGAAGACUUUAUUGGCAAGGGCGCGCUGCGGACUCGAGCUGCUCGGCCUCUCUCCCGCCGGCUGCGCUGUCUUACGGUCGACGAUGGGAGAUCUGUGCUUAUGGGGAAGGAGCCUGUGUUUCUGGAUGGGAGUGGGAGUGGGAGUGGGAGUGGGAGGGCGGUUGGGUACGUCACCACCGCGGCGUUCGGGUUUACGGUUUCGAGGCCGGUCGUUUGGGCGUGGUUGCCUGCGGCGCUUGGCGAGGGGGUUGGUGUGCAGAUUGGGUAUUUUGGGAGGAGGGUUCAGGCGACGGUUGUGGAGGGGGCUGUUGUUGAUGGCGAGGGGAGAGUCGCUGGACCUGGAACCGGGGGUGGGAGGGAGAGGGAGAGUGGGAGGGGGAAGGAGAGGCCGCUCAAGGCUCUCCUGUGA